GUACGCUGAGCACCCACAGCCCGCUCCUUCAUCCAUCUCUCUCUCUCUCUCUCUCUCUCUCUCUCUCUCUCUCUCUCUCUCUCUCUCUCACACACACACACANUCUCUCUCUCUCUCUCUCUCUCUCACACACACACACAAACACACACACACACACACACACACACACACACACACACACACACACACACACACACAGAGUCUCUCUCUCUCUUUUUUUUUCGGUGGGUUACAAACACAUUCACGCACACAUUGUCCUUCCUCACACUUUGGUUCUUCUGCGAGGUCGUCAUCCCGAUGGAUCGUCUGUCGAGGUCUGCGUUUUGGUGUUCGGGAGGAGAGGGCCGGGGAGGAGGAGGAGAAGGAGGUAGUCGCCUAUACGCCGUCUGCCUGUUUUGUUGUUUGUGUCUCUCGGCGGCGGUGGUCGCUGCCCAGACUGCCGGCGCUCCGGUUGCUAGACCUCCUCCUCCGAUGUACGCUUCAAACCCCACCAAAGGUGUUAUCGAUUCUUCUCUUUACUAUCCUGCAGAUGCACAGUGUCUUAUGGCAGCUAUCAAGAAGUUCGCUACCGCCGUAAUCGUGCGCGAUCGGACGAAGGCUGCGACGCUGUUGCGACUCGUUUUCCACGACUGCAUGACGACGGGCGGCGGCUGCGAGGCGUCUAUUCUGAGCGAUGGCGAGAUCAACAAUCCCGUCAACGCCGACUUGAAGAGAGUGGUCCCUGACAUCAACACCAUUCGAGACCAGGCGGGAAGAGAAUGCGGCGUGCUUCCGACGUUGGCGGACACCAUAGCCAGAGCUGCCGCUGCCGCCGUCACCUUCACCGGCCUCAACGAUGUCGUUUCCUCUGGGUUCCAAUUGGGACGACGGGACCUCGCUCCCAAUCAGCCUGGCAAUGAACCGACUACUUUGCCGAACGAGAACCAGUCAUUGGACGCCAUUUUGACAUUGUUUGCUACCUUCGGCUUAACCGCCAAGGAGAGCACCGUGUGGGCCAUAGGAGGCCACAGUAUCGGGGUUGCCGAUUGCGCCCAUUUCAGCUCGCGAUUGAGCAAUGUGAGCACUUUUCCCGGCUGCUUGCGGCCGGCGGAUCCCACCCUCGAUCCCAGUCUGGCUUGCAGAUUGGCUCGACAGUGCAGCAUCCAAGAUAUCCGCUUGCCCUUCGACUUUGUGACUCCUUUCUCCCUGGAUACCAGCUACUUCCAGCUGCUGCUGAAGAAACAAGGGCUUCUGAAAUCAGAUCAAGCAUUCUCUGCCCAUCCCCGAACGUCAGCUUUCAUACGUCAGUACGCCACUUUCCCUGGACUAUUCAGCGGAGACUUCCUCAAGGCGUUCGUAAAGGUAUCGCUCUUUAAUGUCAACAGCCCCCAGACUGCGCCGCCGACCCAGUAUUAUUACCCUUAGACUGUGCUCGAUCAGCUACGGUAGUGCUUUUUUCUGUUCCCUCUUAAUCUGGGAGAACUGCGGGCUCGUUACUCCGCAGAUAGAUAGAGAUAGGGCAUGCCAUGCAUAUCUUCCGAAACAGUUAGGCGCACUACUGACGCCCCUUUUUUGUAACUUCGCCCCACCUGCACCCCCACCCACGUUCAUAGACAGAUACAUAGAUAGGUAGAUAGAUAGAUAGAUACAUAGAUACAUAGAUAGAUAGAUAGAUAGAUAGAUAGAUAGAUAGAUAGAUAGAUAGAUAGAUAGCCAAAGAUAAAAUAGUUGUUGCCGA
Chara braunii is the source of this 1717-nucleotide messenger RNA. Lineage: Eukaryota; Viridiplantae; Streptophyta; Charophyceae; Charales; Characeae. The record is from the annotation of a GenBank genome assembly.